Messenger RNA from Frieseomelitta varia, 2280 nucleotides. It is a transcript of the gene Bdp1, whose product is annotated as transcription factor TFIIIB component B''. Gene Ontology annotation, biological process: RNA polymerase III preinitiation complex assembly. The transcript has 6 exons. NCBI's taxonomy places the organism in Eukaryota, Metazoa, Arthropoda, Insecta, Hymenoptera, Apidae. The record is from RefSeq and is a predicted model, not a curated record. Gene Ontology annotation, molecular function: TFIIIC-class transcription factor complex binding. Bases 272 to 2215 code for a protein of 647 amino acids. Gene Ontology annotation, cellular component: transcription factor TFIIIB complex.
AGAAGAAAUUGUAUCAAAGCAUGUGACGUUUACUACAUGACAACCAUGCAUGAAGAGAUUAUAGAAAUAAUGAAAGAAAUAAAAAUAUUAUAUCAGUAUACAUAAUAUAUUAACAUUAAUCAAAAAUAAUUUUAUAAUUCAUUUAAUCACUAGUUAUAAAAAAAGAAAUAAUUCCAUCAAAUCUGUUCUGUACUUCAUCGUUUGCUUUUAGUGGUACUAUUGAGAGGAUCAUCCUGCAUUGAGAUUUUAAUAGAUUAAUAAAUUUAAGAAAAUGAAGCGAGCACGUAUAAAAGCUAUGGUUACUGUUCCAACCAGAAGAAAACCAACACAAGAUAUAUCUAUUACUGGAGUUACUAAUUCAGUUGAGCACAAUGAGAAAAAUAAAGAUACAUCUGAUGGUACUUGUAUAACGUCACAACAAACUUUAGAAAAUGUUUCUGAAGAUGUGCAGAUACAAGAAAAUUUAGAUAAUACACAAAAAUUAAUAGAAGUCCAAGAGGUAGAAGAACAAAUACAAAAUGAAAAAUUACAUGUUGAUGAUCAAUGUAAUGAAAAUAAGGAUGACUCUACAAAAAAUUCUGAGAAAUCAACAAAAGAAAUUAUACAAUCACCAGAAAUUUUAAAUGCAACGCAAAUUAAUUUUCCUAUAAAAUCGCAAAAUCGAUCUAGUUUUAUGAAACCGAUACCAAAACUUGACAAUAAUAACAGAGUAAGAAAAAACAGUAUUCAAGGAAGUGGAGCAAGUACAAGUGAAUCUGAAGAUGAUAGUAAAAAACUGCCAUGCGCUAUCGCCAAUCAUACAAAAAAUGAUCUAGUGCAAUCCACACACAAUACAAAAGAUACUGUUACUAAUAACAUCAAGAAUAAUUUAAUAACAUCCAAAGUAGGACAGAAAAGACGUAUUUUAGUUUCAGAAUCUGCAAGAAAAUUAGCAGAAGCUAGAAGAGAAUUUCAUUUAAAACAUGAAAAUAAAACUCCAGAUAGAAGCAAACUCACAAUGUAUGACUUAAUAUAUUAUAAUCCUGUUACUAAUCCUAUGAAAAAGUCUAAAGAGUCUGCAAUACCAAGAAAAAUAAUAGAAUGUCAAUCUGAAGAAGUUCAGGAAGAAGAAGAAGAGGAAGAUGAUCCAUCAUCUACAAUGCCUGUACCUCAAGUAAAAGUUGGACCAAAUGGUCAAUUAAUAAUAGAUGAACAGAGUCUUGUUAUUGAACAAACUAAUGCGAAGAGAAAUAGAAAAGUAUUAGCAAAAGAAGCUAUUAUUGAUGAUGAUAACAAUGGAAGUGGAUUUUAUAAAAAGCGUCAAAAAAGUAAAGAAUGGUCUUCGCGAGAAACUUUGAAUUUCUAUAAAGCACUAAAUACAAUUGGUACAGAUUUUUUGUUGAUGCAAAGUCUUUUUCCUAAUAGAACGAGACAAGAAAUGAAGUUAAAAUUUAAGAAAGAAGAAAAAGUAAACAGACAUUUGGUUGAAAAAGCUUUAGCAUAUCAUCAAGAAUUUGAUACUGAAAUGUUAGAAAAGUCAUUAGCUGCAGAAAAAGAACUUUUACGCAUAAAAGAAACACGAAAACAACAAAAGACAAAAACUAAGAAUAAAAAGUCAAGAAAACGACGAAGCAAACUAGCACGUAGUAUUGGAAUGUACAGUGAAACUGAUAGCGAAGAGGGAGGAAAAGAAGAAGAAGACGAUGAAGAAGAAAAGGAAGAAAAAAAAGAAUGUUAUAUACCGAAUGACUUAGAUUCGACGGUAUAUAAAGAAAAUACACACUCAAACGACAAAUAUGAACAAGCAUUAAAUAAAACAAAUAAAAGACCAAGAAUUGAAAAAAAAAUAUUGACAGAUGAUGUAGAAUCAUACAAUGAUGUUGACAGUGAUACAGAAGUUUAUUAUGUAAGACCAACAAGAUCAGGGAGAUUACCAAAAAUAAAAAAAUUGCAGGGGCCUGAUAUAAAUACACUUGAUAAUGAAAGAUUAAAUUAUUGUUCUAAUGAUGAUGAACUUACAAUGUCAUCAGAAAAUAAUGUUACUGAAAAAGUUACUGAAGAUUUAAUUUUUGAUAGUAUUAAUUCAGAAAUUCAUCAUAUAGAUCCUAAAACAGUUAUACCAAAUAUUAAUGACGUAGAACCAGGGUCAUUCGUUAUUUUGUCAAAAGAAUCUUUAGACGAACCUGGUAAAAGUGUUUUACAAGUUUAUAUGGUAAGUUCGGACGUUCACUCUUAAAAUUUCGAGGAUAUAUUAAUAGAACUCUUAGUAAUUGUAAUUAUUAAAUUAUCACGUGUUUAAUU